Molecule: messenger RNA, 3848 nt
Organism: Lycium barbarum (goji berry)
Lineage: Eukaryota; Viridiplantae; Streptophyta; Magnoliopsida; Solanales; Solanaceae
Product: protein CTR9 homolog
Exons: 24
Coding region: 251-3541 (1096 amino acids)
Biological process (GO): regulation of DNA-templated transcription
Cellular component (GO): Cdc73/Paf1 complex
Molecular function (GO): RNA polymerase II complex binding
Source: RefSeq, a predicted model, not a curated record
AAUAAAAUUAGAAGAGCACCUGGUAAUAAUAGAACACCCAUCACUAUGUUCAAUUAAUCAGCCAGCUCGAGAAAACACACACAGACAGAGUCAUAUAUAUAUAUAUAUAUAUGUAUCAGUUGCUUACACAAUAUGAUGUUUUGAACUUCUCCAAAGUCAAAUUUCUUCUUCUUCUUCUUCAGCCACAUUAUUCUGCAGAAAGAAAGCUAGGGUUUAGUUUUGUUAUUGGUUGAAUUUGAGGUGAAAUCGAAUGGCGAGUGUGUACAUUCCAGUACAGAACUCAGAAGAAGAAGUUAGGGUAGCAUUGGACCAACUACCUAGGGAUGCUUCUGACAUUCUUGAUAUUCUCAAAGCUGAACAAGCUCCACUUGAUCUCUGGCUUAUUAUUGCUAGGGAAUAUUUCAAACAAGGCAAAAUCGAUCAGUUUCGGCAGAUAUUGGAAGAAGGUUCUAGCCCAGAGAUUGAUGAAUAUUAUGCAGAUGUGAGGUAUGAAAGGAUUGCCAUUCUAAAUGCAUUAGGUGCAUAUUACAGCUAUCUUGGGAAGAUUGAGACGAAACAAAGAGAAAAAGAAGAGCACUUUAUAAUGGCAACCCAAUAUUAUAAUAAAGCAUCCAGAAUUGACAUGCACGAGCCCUCUACGUGGGUUGGGAAAGGCCAGCUUUUACUUGCCAAGGGAGAUGUAGAGCAGGCAUUUGCUGCUUUCAAGAUUGUACUUGAUGGAGAUCGUGAUAAUGUUCCUGCUCUUCUGGGUCAGGCCUGUGUUCAGUUUAGCCGUGGACGAUAUUCUGAUUCACUGGAGCUAUAUAAGAGGGCCUUGCAAGUGUAUCCUGAAUGUCCUGCUGCGGUAAGGCUCGGAAUAGGUCUCUGUAGAUACAAAUUGGGCCAAUUGGAAAAGGCGAAGCAGGCAUUUGGUCGUGUCUUGCAGUUAGAUCCAGAAAAUGUGGAUGCUCUGGUGGCACUAGCAAUUCUGGAUUUGCAAAACAAUGAAGCUUCUGGUAUUAGGGGAGGAAUGGAAAAGAUGCAAAGAGCCUUCGAGAUGUAUCCUUACUGUGCAAUGGCUCUAAAUUAUCUGGCCAAUCAUUUUUUCUUCACUGGUCAACAUUUCCUUGUGGAGCAAUUGACCGAGACUGCACUUGCUGUAACCACUCAUGGACCAACUAAAUCUCAUUCGUACUACAAUUUGGCACGCUCUUACCACAGCAAGGGCGACUAUGAGAAGGCUGGAAUGUACUACAUGGCGUCUGUAAAAGAAAGCAGUAAGCCGCAUGAAUUUGUAUUACCCUAUUAUGGAUUGGGACAAGUACAGCUGAAGUUGGGAGAUCUUCGGAGUUCGCUGGCGAAUUUUGAGAAAGUCUUGGAGGUUUACCCUGAAAGUAGUGAGACAGUGAAAGCUCUUGCACACAUUUAUGUGCAGCUUGGCCAGACCGAGAAGGUUCAGGAAUAUUUGAAGAAAGCCACAAAGAUUGAUCCUCGUGAUCCCCAGGCCUUUUUGGAUAUAGGAGAACUGUUAAUUUCAAAUGAUCCUGCUGCUGCUUUAGAGGCCUUUAAAACAGCACGUAAUUUACUUAAGAAGUCAAAUGAAGAAGUACCAAUAGAGUUGUUCAACAACAUUGGCGUCCUCCAUUUUGAAAGGGGAGAAUUUGAGCUUGCUGCACAAAGUUUUAAGGAAGCUUUAGGUGAUGGUACAUGGAGUAGGUUCCUUGAUGCAAAAGCACGGUCUGAUGAUCCAACUUCUGAAGGGCUUUUAUAUCCCAAUGGUGAAGCACAAUCUGAUCUGUUUAAAAGUGCACAAUAUCCAAUCGAUGCCAGUGCAUCUGUUCGGCAAUACAAGGACUUCCAGCUAUUUCAUAGACUUGAGGAACAAGGAAGUACUGUGGAACUUCCUUGGAACAAAGUUUCGACACUCUUUAACAUGGCAAGAUUACUGGAGCAGUUGCAUGACACAGAAACCGCCAGCAUCUUUUACCGCCUUAUCUUAUUUAAGUAUCCAGAGUAUGAAGAUGCUUAUCUGAGGCUGGCUGCCAUUGCAAAAGCCCGAAAUAACGUGCAGCUGAGCAAUGAGCUGAUUAUUGAUGCGCUCAAGGUGAACGAGAAGUGCCCAGAUGCACUGCUAAUGCUUGGUGAUUUGGAACUUAAGAAUGAUGACUGGGUUAAGGCAAAAGAAACUUUUCGGGCUGCUAAGGAUGCGACUGAUGGAAAUGAUUCUUAUGCUACUCUUUGUCUGGGAAAUUGGAACUACUUCGCGGCGAUUCGGAAUGAGAAAAGAGCUCCGAAGUUGGAAGCUACUCAUCUGGAGAAGGCGAAGGAACUUUAUACAAAGGUUCUCUUCCAGCAUAAUGCAAAUCUCUAUGCUGCAAAUGGUGCUGGUGUUGUUUUGGCAGAAAAAGGUCAAUUUGAUAUUUCAAAGGAUCUUUUCACACAGGUUCAAGAAGCUGCCAGUGGAAAUGUUUUCGUCCAAAUGCCUGAUGUGUGGAUUAAUCUUGCACAUGUUCACUUUGCGCAAGGGAACUUCGCGUUGGCUGUGAAAAUGUAUCAAAAUUGCUUGCGGAAAUUUUAUCAUAAUACCGACAGUCAGGUGCUUCUUUAUUUAGCAAGAACACAUUAUGAAGCUGAACAGUGGCAGGAUUGUAAAAAGACUUUAUUAAGAGCCAUCCACUUAGCACCUUCAAAUUAUACGUUGAGAUUUGACACUGGUGUAGCACUACAGAAAUUUUCAGCCUCAACGUUACAAAAGACCAAGCGGACUGUUGAUGAGGUGAGGUCAACAGUUGCAGAGCUGAAGAAUGCAGUUCGCUUAUUCAGUCUAUUGUCUGCAGCUUCAAAUCUUCAUGUUCAUGGAUUUGAUGAGAAAAAAAUUGAAACUCAUGUUGGAUACUGCAAGCAUUUGCUUGAGGCUGCAAAAGUUCAUUGUGAGGCAGCUGAGCGUGAAGAUCAACAGAAUAAGCAGAGACUAGAACUUGCUCGUCAGGUCACAUUGGCUGAAGAAAAUCGUAGAAAAGCUGAGGAACAGAGAAAAUAUCAACUAGAGAGACGAAAACAAGAGGAUGAACUCAAGCAAGUGAUGCAGCAAGAGCAGCAUUUAGAGCGUAUGAAGGAACAAUGGAAAAGCAGUACUCCUGCCUCUAAGAGAAAGGACAGGCCCCAGAAUGACGAUGACGAGGGCGGGCAUGGUGAGAGGAGGAGGAAGAAAGGUGGGAAGCGGAGAAAGAGGGACAAGAAAUCUCAAUACGAAUCCGAGGAAGCAGAAGCUGAGAUGGAUGAUCAGGAGGAAGUGGAUUAUGUUGACCGUAACAGAAAUUAUGAAGAAGAAUCUGAUUAUCAAACAAAUGAUCAUGAUGAUCAAGCAGAGAAUAAUCCACAGGAUCUACUUGCAGCAGCUGGACUUGAAGAUUCCGAUGCCGAGGAUGACACUGUUGCACCUUCAUCAAAUGCAAGUCGGCGAAGGCAGGCACUGUCAGAAUCAGAUGAGGAUGAGCCAUUGCGGACGCAAGGAAGUGAUGGAGAAGGUGGAGAAAAUGUUGCUGUGGAUGAUGAUGAAUGAAGAUGGAGUACCUCUACAAUUCCUAGUUUGGUUGAUGACAAGAUUGCCAAUAUUCCUUCCCUCUGUGCCAAACACAGUGGGAUUUCUGUUGGCUCUUUCUUGGCCUGGCUGCGUUAUAGAUUUUGUUUCUUGAGCUAGACUAGCUUGUGUCAUUUAUAGGAAGAAAAGGUAAAUGUAGCUUAAGUUAUAGACAAACGGCUAUACUGUAAAUGCAGAAGGUUUAUAGAUAGUCAUUUCUGUUGAUCAAGUGUAUCGCGAAAUGCAAAGCUAGAACCCCUAUUGAAUUGGUUUCGUCAUUCUUCCCUAA